CUGUGCUUAGGUAACCAACGGGCUGGCUAUACAAGGAAAAUACACGGAUUUUGCUUGCGCGACACUGUUACGCAUGCUCAUAAAUAACUUAAGGAUUAAACGAUAACCACAAUUACUGUUAGGGUAUUUCUAAAAUGAUCAUGUUGCAUAGUAUGUAUAAUUAAACACGAUUACUAAAGAAUUUGACAAAAGCUGGUUUAAAUAACAAAGAUGGAAACGUGCGAAAAUCUCUGGUACUCGGGCGUUAAAUUACGGAUUGUAUUUUUACUGGUACUACAUAUCGGAGCAUGUGUACCCUCAUCGAUUCCAGUGUUUGUAAAUCCAUGCAAUAAAGAAACGAUACUCGGUAAGGGAUCGGGAAAUUACGCCGCAGAUAUAUAUUUCUCGGGAAGAGUGCAUCCAUUUCAGCCGACUUACUGCUUCAUGAAUCUGGUAACGGAUCGUGGUUAUGUCAUCGCCUACAAGUUCGAGAAUCUAACCUUAAACAACCUCUGUGCGGGAGAAAGCGAACAUUGUGAGUGCAAGAAUUCAGUAACUGUGAGUGAUGUUCACAAUGGCGUUACAAUAACGAAAGAGUUGUGUUCAGCAGAAAAUGCCGAAACGAUUGAUUACUCAAACUCAAAAUCUAUAGGUAACAACUUAACAUUUCGUGUGAUAAUGUCACCCAACGCGUCAGUUAGUUUACAAAUCAGCGUGUUCUCGUCACAGUACGUGCAAAAUAAAGGUUGUGCCAACGACGAAGCGUUGUGUUCAAAUAUGUGCGUGCACCGAACCCUAGCGUGUGGACCAGAUAAAGAUAAGUAUUGUAAGAGCCCUGAUGACGUAUGCUCGGACAUCAAAUCCUCCGAGCCGAACGGUGGCCUCAUUGGCGCCUUAGUCGGCGGUCUGAUUGCUUUCCUGGUCGUCACAAUCAUCCUUACUAUGUGUCUGCGCGCAGAGAACAGCUUUCUCCGGAGGAAAUGCUGCAAGCUACAACCUCGAGCAAAUUCCAGUCGGGCCAAUGCAAUAUUCACGGUUCACUUGGCGAAUCGCGGCGUCGCCUCCAGAAGUGGAGAAAACGACAAUCGGGCCUUUGACGAAUACGGCGAUCCUAUAGACAGGGCCACCUACCAGCCACCACCUGAAUACAGUUCUUUAGAGCACAUAGACAGAGCUGGUCGGUGGCCCGAUCCCAAAGACGGCGGCGACUUGCCCCCGAGCUAUGAGGACGCUGUCCAAAAUAGACAGCAGUAUAAGAUCACUAUAAACGAAGACGUAAAUGCAUGACACCUAUAUUAGAUUAAACUAGUGUUAUUAUCCAUAGUUAUGGAAUUAAAUCUCCGCCAUAAAUCAAAACAUCGCAGUCAACAAUGUUGACACUAGAAUAGGAAUAAUCCACUUAGAGAAAUCCUGUUUGGGUGUCUGUAAACUAUACAGACAAAUUGUGCAUGUCGUGGUGACAACCUUACAGCGGUGUUCAAUAAAUACGUGCGUAACGACGAAGUGCGCCCUUGUAUGUUCGUCUAUUGGUGUUAACCCAAAUGCGGUGUUGAAUGUCUACGUUUCUUGCACGCUUUUAUGUCCAUCAGGUCAUGACCGAAUCGUUUAUUUCGUUGUUCUUUUUAAAUGAGGAAACGUUUCCAGGUCAUACUUUACCAUACCUGUCCCGAUCCGAUGUGUAGACACGUUGUUGUCAACCAAACUUUGGCUGAGGACGCCACAGUGCGUUACAUUUUUGGUGUAAGCCACCGAUAUUAAGUGCUUUUAAAAUUGCCAUAGUCUCAAAUAGGAUUGGACCUACCCGGUUUUCUGAUAACUGAAAGAGGUCUGUCCAUAGUUUAAAACACAGACGGUUACGAGUCGUGUUUAGAUUGAGCGAAGAGCAGUUUGAUUUCAUACGGUGAACGUGUUAAUUUUGUGAUAUUGUUUUUGUUUUUGAAAACAUUUACCGUUUAAGUUGCUUUUUUCUAUCAUAUGAACCGCGUCAUGCGAAAAUGGGUCUAAUUCCAUAUACGGCAAACGUAGGUACAGCCAGUGCAACGUAGGUCCAGCCAGUGCAGUGUGGUCAGGAGCUGCUCUAUUUCCUAAUGAGACCACGAAAUCAUGCGCGGUUUUAAAGCGGACGGCGUAGCGUUUGACCAAGCUCACUACUGCACAGGCAAGUUUGGAGUUACGCUGGUCGCAUAUGACAUAAGACCCAUUUUCGCAAGACGCGACACAUAUGAUAAUUCAGUUAUUUAUUUUGAUAAACGAUUUUAAGUUAUUAAGCAUCUCAUUCUAUAUAAUCUUUUUGUUUGUGAGUGAUUUUUGUUUUCCGUCUUAAACACCUCACAUCUUGAUUAUAACGUUGUUACAUUUAAACUAUUGUGCGUUUUAUUCAUCAGUGUACUAGUCAUAUAAAGAAUAACAGGUAACUGUCCCAUCGUUUUGUAAUAUAUCAGGUGAAGCUUAGAAUAAUAUAACGGCGAGGCUUGUCGAGUUGUUAAAUAAACUCUGUCAUUCGAAUAGAUUGCAUACAUUCCGCAGUGUGUUACUAAUUCAACAAUACAACCCAAAUUUAAUUUAGAAAAUGUGUGAAUACUUACAUAUCAAAGAUCGUAAAAAGGUUUUUUUACUUAAUAUAUGUGUGUCAAUUUAUUUAAAUACAUUGUGAUUACACUUUUUGAAUGCAUUUAAUUUAAGAUCAGAUAAGGAAACAAUCACCCAUGUUUAUACUAUUUUAUUCACUUAAUUAGCCGCCGUUUUUAAUGGUUUUUAAUGGUGCUUUAUACAAUAUUACAACAAUUUAAUGAUUUCUAAUUAUGUCACAUGCAUUAUACUUAGUGUUACUUAAAGUAAAUAUUAUAAAGUUCAUGUUACGUAUACAAUCACAAUCACGCAAAAUGUACUGUUUAUCGUAUAUUUUAUUCGUAUCAGUUCCCCUUGCUAUGUGUAUAUACAAUGAAUUAUGAAUUUGAAUUAUUUUAUUUUUAGAGGGGCAUGUUCUCGUUGGCAAAUUGACAAUUUAAAAAAAAAGUCUUAUAGAUUCAAAAAAAGAUGCAUGCAUAAUAUCUAAACAAACAAACUAACACUCCUGAUUUAGGUAAAAGUUAAAUAUAUCAUUUAUUCAUUAUCAUCAUAUCAAGUCAGAAAAAUAAUUGUGUUAGUAACGCCUUGAAUUGAAAAUUUUGCAAAUACUUGUUUUACUAACAUAAUAGAUGCUGAAUUUGUGAAAUAAAAGCCCAUGUUUGCCGAUAAACGCAUACUUUUCGAAAGUUUCACGUUUAAAAUGUCAAUUGAUAAACGGUUUGCAGUCAUUAAAAGGAACGAGUGGUUUACUGUCUAUUAACCCAUUUAUGCCUAGCGUCUAUAAAAAAAAAGGCCUUGGCAAACAGCGUAGACCCAGAUGCGGCGUCUCAUCGGGGUCUGCGCUGUUUGCUUAAAGGAAUUUUUUAAAGAAAUAUUCUAAAUAUAGAAAUAAAAAACUAGACAUGCAUAAUUUUGGAAAUAAACUGAUUCAAUUAAAAUGGAUGAGAGAGUCCACCAGGCAUAAAUGGGUUAAUCAGGCCUGUGAUAACGUCGGUUUUUUACAUUUUGCGUCUCGAGUUCGGGGACCACACGACAGGCCCUUUCUCUUAAUAUUGUAAUGCUUUAAGACUAUUCCAAGUAUUAUAGUUUUCUUAGUAAACUCAUUUAAUUACAUUUAAAAUAAACGUAACUCUGUUGAACAAGUCCCUUUAAAGUAAUAACAUUGUGUCGUGUGAUGUAUUAAAGGGAUCUUUUCACGCUUUGGUAAAUUGACAAAAUUGAAAAAAGUUGUUUCAGAUUCGUAAGUUUUCGUUUUAGUUAUGAUAUUUGUGAGGAAACAGUAAUACUGAACAUUAACCAUGCUCUAAUAUAGCCAUUAUAUGCAUCUUUUGACGAUUUUAAAACCUAAAAAUUAUAAAGCGUUGCAACGCGAAACGAUUGAAUAAUUUGGAGAGUUCUGUUUUUGUCGUUAAAUUUUGUGAAACUACGAAGAUUGCUUAUAUAAGGUAUAAAAUACGUCACGGAUGUGUACUAGGCGGAAUAGCUCAGUAGGCUAAAGCAUUUUUACUUCAGGACUCUGGCAGGACUCCAGGGGUCACUGGUUCGAAACCUGCUCCGGGCAAUGUUCUUUUCCUUUUUUUAUUUUUUUUCUUGAUUUUUUACUGGAGCUUUUACGAUCCAAUGUUUACAUUUAUCAAUAUAAAGCAUUUAAUGAAUAAGUUAAAAAAAAAUGCCAAAAUCUGUGAAAAGGCCCCUUUAAAGGGACUGUCAACCACGACGACGUUGAAAAAGAAAAGUUCUAAAAUACUGUAUUUGUUACAACUAUUAGUUUAUAUUGAUUAAAAAAUAACGACUGGUAUAUUACAUUACUUGAAAAACGUUAAUAUUUUCAGUAUAUUUGGUAAUAAAAUUUCGCGAUGUGAAAUCGAAAGUACAUCGCGAAAAGAGGUGACAUAACGAUAUACACACUAUAAAUAACGCCAGUAGAUUGAUCAUUUUCUAUAUUAGAUAUAUAAAAUCUACUACGCGUGCACAAUUUGCAUUCCUGGGUUUACCACGUGACGAUAAUGAUCAAUCUACUGGCGUUAUUUAUAUGUAACUGAUAGUUACCUGGUAAACAUACCCAGUAAAAUGUAUUACCAAAUAUUCUGAAAAUAUGAAAACUUAACAAUUUUUUUUCAAGUAUUGUAAUAUAUCAGUCGUGAUAUUUUAAUCAAUAUAAACUAAUACUUGUACAAGUAUACGGUAUUUUACAACUUUUUUUUCUACGUCGUCGUGGUUGACAUGGUAAAAAUGUGUCUCAUCUAAAUCCAGUCAGGUCAGUAUAUUUAUUUAUUAAACCCAUUUUUCGAGCCCUUUUAAACAUAACUAUGGUUUGUUUAUUUAUAUUGUUUAAAUAAACACGUUCUUUAAU
Molecule: messenger RNA, 4900 nt
Organism: Dreissena polymorpha
Lineage: Eukaryota; Metazoa; Mollusca; Bivalvia; Myida; Dreissenidae
Exons: 2
Coding region: 211-1266 (351 amino acids)
Source: RefSeq, a predicted model, not a curated record